AUGGCGAGGGAAGUGCAGCGAGUGAGCAACGGGCAGGCACGACGGGACUGGAUGUAUUGUGCUGGCAGGUGCGCGGGCUCGAGACAGACUGCUGGGUCGUUGGCGGGCAUCAACACAGGCAAGAAGCCGGGAUCUCAGUCAUCCAUCAGGGCAAGAGCGGCGCGGGACGUAUUUAAAGGCACGAGGCCCCUGCAGGCGUCAAGCGCGUCGAAAAGCGCUGACGCUGGACGGCAUGGUGCACUCUGGCGGACGUCCCCCCAGUCGCAGCCCGUCUCGGCCAGCGAGCACCUGAAGGGAGCCGAGAGUUGCAUUAGCACUGCUGCUAUUAAUCUGCCUGCCCUGUCCCAUGCUGCCAGCGCCCAGCAAACCCUCGGAGCUGGGGCCCAAAGCGGCAAGGCGGCUUCCCCGGCCAGCCAGCCCACGUCGACAGACAAGACAUGGCAGGCAUCGCAGCGCAGCGGCUCUGACUCUGCCACUCCCCGUGGCGACGGCGUCGUCGCAUUCUUUGAUUUCACCCUCACCGCUGCCGGGGCGCACGCCUAUCCUAGUGCCACGCCCGUCAUGCGCAUGAAUGUUGCCAUGUCGCCUCCUGGAUGGAUGGCUGACCGACGAUGGAUUCCAGGUGCACCGCUGCUCGCCGUCUUCCCAGCGCGCCAAACUGGCCUCGCUUUAGUCUUUCCGCCCAAUCACCGACGGUACGGUUCCGCCAAGCCAGCUCUGCGAACUCCCGCACCACGCCGUCGCCAGUCGUCGUCGUCCACGCCGCACCACAGCGUGCGAUGGAAUGCGGCACAGCAACAGCUACUGCGCCGUGCCGGUCCUCUCCUGGACCCCGGUGCCCAAGCGUACAAAGGGCACGCUGAUGAGACAGCGUGUUGGGACUGUUGGUCUUGUUGCGAAACAUGCCUCCAUCCAGUAAUCCACUGGAUGGCUAGGGCUCACAUGGCUGUCGGGCGUCUGCUCGCUUUCGCUGCAGUCCGAGAUGAGAAGUUGCAUCUGGUACCGGCAAGACAUGGCAAUUUCCGCAUUUUACAGCACAUCGAUCAAUCAGCGCCUGGCUUACGCGAGAGGCCGCAUCUGAACUCGGGUAGAGGUGAAAUUUGGCUCCCACUCUCCGAAUCCCAGGUUCCCGCCAUGCAGUGGAAGCCUGGCCGCUGCAGCUUGUGCAAAGUCCUGUAA
Messenger RNA from Parastagonospora nodorum SN15, 1179 nucleotides. RefSeq lists its product as hypothetical. The record is from RefSeq and is a predicted model, not a curated record. The transcript is spliced from 4 exons. NCBI's taxonomy places the organism in Eukaryota, Fungi, Ascomycota, Dothideomycetes, Pleosporales, Phaeosphaeriaceae. Bases 1 to 1179 code for a protein of 392 amino acids.